Messenger RNA from Dendroctonus ponderosae (mountain pine beetle), 565 nucleotides. RefSeq lists its product as uncharacterized. The transcript has 2 exons. The record is from RefSeq and is a predicted model, not a curated record. Bases 104 to 406 code for a protein of 100 amino acids. Lineage: Eukaryota; Metazoa; Arthropoda; Insecta; Coleoptera; Curculionidae.
AACCGAACUUGACAAGUGCGUUCGAAGAAUGGCAUUAGCUAUCGGUCAUUUGAUCGUGAACGAAGAUUCCCAGCUUCAGGUAUAAACCGGUUUUUUAAUUACGAUGAAUCUGCAUAAUCGCUGGUUCGUCCGUGUUGUUGUUUUGGUUGUGUUUGUGUGCUCGACUUUUGGCAAAGAUUUACCAGGAAAAUGCUUCACUCCUGACGGCAAACCAGGAGCCUGCCUGCUCUUGAAACAAUGCCCUUCCGUUAAUAAGCUGGCCAACGACUAUGAAACUCGGAUAACCCUCGACACACUCCAAUUUCUUAUCAAUUCCCAGUGCACUAUUAGAGGAGGCGUUCUGACGGUGUGCUGCAGCUUCGAAGAACUCGAUGCAACUGCUGAAGCAACUGGCAACUCAUUAUAGAGCUGUACUUUGCCUGCAUCCAAAGAUGGCUAAAUAUUAAUUAUACAUCAUAGUAAAUACAACCGAUUACAAAUUUUAUUGUUAUUUUUUGGUGAUGUUACCGUAACUUAUGCAGACAAUUCUUGUUACUAUUAAGUAGUAAACACUAGCUACGAAAUA